Molecule: messenger RNA, 1206 nt
Organism: Scleropages formosus (Asian bonytongue)
Lineage: Eukaryota; Metazoa; Chordata; Actinopteri; Osteoglossiformes; Osteoglossidae
Gene: hmgn7
Product: high mobility group nucleosomal binding domain 7
Exons: 6
Coding region: 154-450 (98 amino acids)
Biological process (GO): chromatin organization
Cellular component (GO): nucleus; chromatin
Molecular function (GO): nucleosomal DNA binding
Source: RefSeq, a predicted model, not a curated record
CCCUCCCCCCAUUCAACCACUGGCUUUAAUGUUGCUGUGUGUUUACUACAGUAUUUAGUAUAAGGGGCUAUUCGCCUUUUACAUGCUGUGAACUCUCAAUAACACAACCGAGGCUUUUAGGUUUAUUUUAAAGAAGCCAUUCAGGAAUCCAACAUGCCCAAACGAAAGCAACAGGGAGCUGAGGGGGAUGCCAAGGAGGAGCCGCAGAGGCGAUCUGCACGGUUAUCGGCAAAACCGGCACCACCCAAGCCUGAACCAAAACCUAAAAAGCCAGCAAAGAAAGAGAAGGCAGUGAACGAUAAGAAGGAGGAGAAGAAGGCCAAGGGCAAAAAGGGGAAGGCAGAGGGAGAGGCUAACGAGGAGAACCACUCUGAAAACGGAGAGGCCAAGACUAACGAGGUGGAGAAGACUCCUGAAGAAACUGAGAAGGAGGAAGCAAAAUCUGAGUAGCUACACUGCCGCCUCCCAGCCCCCACUCCCUCAACCCCUGAAAUACCCCCAAAUCUCUUACGCGUUUGCCCUAAACCUCCAUGGCAUAUUGUUAACAGAGGAAUAUUUUUAUCAACAAUUUUAUAAAUAUCGGUACAGGUUUUUAGCACAAAAUAAAGCUAAAUACGGAAGACCACUGCACGUGUGCACUGGUCAUAUUAAGUGUCUCCGAGAAAGAUCAACACAAUAAAAAUAAAAAAAAAAAAACUUUUUUAAAUGGCAUUUCUUGAUUGUUCAUAGCUUGUUCGAUGUAGGAAGUGCGCACCAGCUGGUAGGGGUGAUUUGUGAGCUAUAUAAUUCCCAACCUUUUCCCACAAACCAUUUCACUUUUGUGAGUGGUUUAUUUUUUUAUCUUCUAAAUGUGCAGUGAGAGUCUUUCUGUUUGUUCUUUUUUAUUUGGGGGUUUUUAUUUUUACUUUCACUUUAAAAAUGUAUUGUCCAUAUGAAAGAGGAAUAGGAACAUCUGAAAACAUUCCAGGCAGAGUUAUAAUGUGGGCUAACUUGUUUUUUAAACAACCAUGUUAAAAAUUAUUUUAAUAAGACAAAAUAUAAAUUGCAAAAAGCUACUUAUAGGAGGUAACACUGUUAAUACAGGAUUUUUUUUAAACAACAAAUGAGUUUUUUAAAACACAGAAAUUCAAACAAAUUCGAAAUAUGCAGGCGUCUCUGUACCCACUCUAAGUUCUGGAUGUCUCUUAAUAAAAGUUAUCCUUGGAA